Molecule: messenger RNA, 1051 nt
Organism: Vigna angularis (adzuki bean)
Lineage: Eukaryota; Viridiplantae; Streptophyta; Magnoliopsida; Fabales; Fabaceae
Product: LOB domain-containing protein 4
Exons: 2
Coding region: 306-821 (171 amino acids)
Source: RefSeq, a predicted model, not a curated record
AAAUAAUGUACAUGUGGGGCAAAAGAUCUUAUCAACAUCCAUGAUUUUGUCUAGCAAAAUCUAGAGUUUCGUCUUUCAUGGGACCCUUCCAAGAUUUUCUGUCCCAAAACGUCUCUAUAUAACAUCAUGUCCACACUCCUUAAGACCCCCUCUCCCUUCCCAUCGAUCAAAUUUUCAUCUGCUCAUCAUUUUCCAACAAUAAAUUACCCUACACAACUUCAUUUCUCCAGGUUCAACUAAAUCUUUCAGCUCAAAAGUGCUUAUCAUAUUGACUUAUUCUUCUUCUUCUUUUUCUGCUUGAAGAAAUGAAGGAUGGUGGAAGAAAACAAGGUGCAAUGUCACCAUGUGCAGCAUGCAAGCUUCUUCGAAGGAGAUGUGCAGAGGAUUGUGUGUUUGCUCCUUAUUUUCCUGCAGAUGAGCCACACAAGUUUGCCAGUGUGCACAAGGUUUUUGGAGCUAGCAAUGUCAACAAAAUGUUACAGGAACUACCGGAGUACCAACGAAGUGAUGCUGUUAGUUCAAUGGUAUACGAAGCCAAUGCAAGGGUGAGAGAUCCCGUGUAUGGAUGUGUGGGAGCCAUAUCUUCUCUGCAGCAACAAGUUGAUGUUUUACAAACCCAGUUGGCACUUGCACAAGCAGAGGUUGUGCACAUGAAACUGAGCCAAGUUUCAACUUCCUCUGAACAACUCAAAGCAGUGCCUGCAACAUCCAAUUCAUCCUCAGAGAACUUAUCUCCAUCAAGUAAACUUGCCAAAACCCUUUUUGCUAUGGACAUGGUCGUUGAUCAGCCAAACAUGGGAGUGUCUCUGUGGUCAUGUUAGUUCUUAGGUUAUUAUAUUAUAAUUCUUAUUGGAGUGCAGAAAAUGGGCAUGCAUAGCUACGUAUCCUUGUAAUCAGUAAAGGGUUGAAUAAAGUUGAUGAUGGACUCCAUUGAAUAUGAUAUCUUCAACAAAACUUCAGCUUCUUCUUUUUUUCUCCAUCAUUUAAUAGGUUACUUGUUAUUAUGUUUCAUUUGAGUUAACGACAUUGAUAUAUUGAUUUUGAUACUGAG